GAUGGGAGGAGCUGUGAGUGCUGGGGAGGACAAUGAUGAGCUCAUCGACAACCUGAAGGAGGCCCAGUACAUCCGCACCGAGCUGGUGGAGCAGGCUUUCCGGGCUGUUGACCGUGCCGACUAUUACCUCGAGGAAUUCAAGGACAACGCCUACAAGGACCUGGCCUGGAAGCAUGGCAACAUCCACCUCUCGGCCCCGUGCAUCUACUCGGAGGUGAUGGAAGCCCUAGACCUGCAGCCUGGACUCUCCUUCCUGAACCUGGGCAGUGGUACUGGCUACCUCAGCUCCAUGGUCGGCCUCAUUCUAGGGCCCUUUGGUGUCAACCACGGGGUGGAACUGCACUCCGAUGUGAUUGAGUAUGCAAGGCAGAAGCUAGACUUCUUCAUCAAGACCAGCGACAGCUUUGACAAGUUUGAAUUCUGUGAACCUUCCUUUGUUACUGGCAAUUGCCUGGAGAUUUCUCCAGAUUGUACGCAGUAUGACCGCGUGUACUGUGGGGCUGGAGUUCAGAAGGAGCAUGAAGACUACAUGAAGAAUCUGCUCAAAGUUGGGGGCAUCUUGGUCAUGCCACUGGAAGAGAAGUUGACUAAGAUAACGCGGACUGGUCCUUCCGCUUGGGAAACCAAGAAGAUUCUGGCUGUUUCUUUUGCUCCUCUAAUCCAGCCCUGCCACUCCGAGUCAGGAAAAGCACGCCUUGUCCAGUUACCACUGCUGGUGGUCCGCAGCCUCCAGGACCUGGCCCGCAUUGCCAUCCGCGGCACGAUCAAGAAGGUCAUCCAUCAGGAAACAGCAAGCAGAUCCGGAAAGGGACUGAAGACCACUCCCAGGUUCAAACGCAGGCGAGUGCGCCGCCGUCGGAUGGAAACAAUCGUCUUCUUGGACAAAGAGGUCUUUGCCAGCCGGAUUUCCAACCCCUCUGAUGACAACCCCUGUGAGGACUGGGAAGAGGAGCAGCAGGAAGAAGAAGACAGGGUCCCGAAGCCAGACCCCCCGGUGAACUUCCUCCGGGAGAAGGUCCUAAGCCUCCCCCUCCCAGACCCCCUGAAGUACUAUUUGCUCUACUACCGAGAAAAAUGA
Chrysochloris asiatica (Cape golden mole) is the source of this 1078-nucleotide messenger RNA. RefSeq names its product protein-L-isoaspartate (D-aspartate) O-methyltransferase domain containing 2 (gene PCMTD2). Gene Ontology annotation, molecular function: protein-L-isoaspartate (D-aspartate) O-methyltransferase activity. The transcript is spliced from 5 exons. The record is from RefSeq and is a predicted model, not a curated record. Gene Ontology annotation, cellular component: cytoplasm. Gene Ontology annotation, biological process: protein modification process. The coding region runs from base 2 to 1078 and encodes 358 amino acids. Lineage: Eukaryota; Metazoa; Chordata; Mammalia; Afrosoricida; Chrysochloridae.